This is a messenger RNA of Melanotaenia boesemani (Boeseman's rainbowfish), 2771 nucleotides long. RefSeq names its product protocadherin beta-16-like. The transcript has a single exon. Gene Ontology annotation, molecular function: calcium ion binding. Gene Ontology annotation, cellular component: plasma membrane. The record is from RefSeq and is a predicted model, not a curated record. NCBI's taxonomy places the organism in Eukaryota, Metazoa, Chordata, Actinopteri, Atheriniformes, Melanotaeniidae. The coding region runs from base 348 to 2771 and encodes 807 amino acids. Gene Ontology annotation, biological process: homophilic cell-cell adhesion.
AGAAAAGAAAAUAGCCAUCUCAGAGCUGAUAUGUAUUCCAUGUCCUGUAGUUUUGUAGUUUGGUCUCUUAGGGCCGCUGUUGACCAGAGUGUCUGAGACUAAGAGCAUGAAUGUAGCCCCACCAGCCGUGUUACAGCUACAUAAUAGAUUAGGUACACGUCAGACGACGAUGAGACAGAUACCAUGAAGAAGUAUGAUUAAAACCGAGAGAAAAAAAUUGUACUUUAUAAGGCUUUCUCUGUUUGAACCGAUAACAAAGCUGUGGAUCUAAGAGUGGACCUGGAUGUUCAGAGGUAUCUUUUUGUGGAACGUACUGGAACCUUAGUAGGCAUAAAUCGGACAGAACAAUGAAUCGGCAAGUACUGUUGUUAAUUUCCCUCAUUUCUCUCAAUUUGGUGUCCGGACAGAUCAGCUAUUCUAUUCCAGAGGAAAUGCUAAAAGGAUCUUUAGUUGGAAAUAUCGCUCAGGAUUUGGGUUUGGAAAUUAAACGUUUUAUAUCAGGAAAGGCAAGAAUUUAUACGAGGAACAGCGAGGAGUACAUCGAGCUUAACAGAGAAAGGGGUGUUCUCCUCGUAAAGGAAAGAAUUGACAGAGAGGCGCUGUGUACAGAGACUGCGCUUUGUGCUUUGCAUUUUCAGAUCAUUUUAGAAAAUCCUAUGGAAUUUUACACUGUUACAGUGCAGAUCACAGAUAUUAAUGAUAACCCACCAACCUUUGAAAAAACUGAAAUGAAAUUCAAAAUCAGCGAGUCUGCAGUGAUCGGAGCUAAAUUUGUGCUACAAAGGGCUGUGGAUCUGGAUGUUGGCACAAAUGAUGUCCAAAACUAUUUAUUAAAACCAACGGACCAUUUUACUCUUAAACUACACAGCAGCAACAAUGGCAAUAAGAACGUCGAGAUGAUAUUACAGAAGCCUUUAGAUAGAGAGAAACAAGAACAGAUAUCUCUCGUGUUAACAGCUGUAGAUGGAGGAGAGCCGCAGAUGACUGGAACAAUGCUGAUUGCCAUCACAGUUUUGGAUGCUAAUGAUAAUGCUCCAGUUUUUACACAGCAAACAUACAAAGCUACAGUAAGAGAAAAUUCCUCUAAAGGAACAGUGGUUGCCACUGUUACAGCGUCAGAUGCCGAUCAUGGCUCUAACAGUAGAAUUACAUAUUCAAUUACAAACACGCUAGACAAUGUAAAGAAUGUUUUCCAAGUAGAUGAAGUCAAUGGACAAAUUUCAUUAAUUGACGACAUUGACUUCGAGAAAUCGAAGUUUUUUCAAAUAAAUUUACUUGCUAGUGAUAACGGAGGGCUUACAGACUCAUGCAAAUUAACGGUCGAUGUACAAGAUGUAAAUGACAACAAACCUGAAAUAAACAUAAUGUCGAAGUCUAGUGUCAUAUCAGAGGACGCUAAGCUCAAUACAGUCGUCACAAUGAUAAAUGCGGAGGAUAUCGACUCGGGAGAAAAUGGAAACGUCAAAUGCUAUAUUAGUGAAAAUGUACCAUUUAUUUUAAAAUCAUCAAGAAGUAGUUUUUAUAGUCUCGUUACAGAUAGCGAAUUAGACAGAGAAAUUGCAUUUGAAUAUAAUAUCACAGUAACCUGCUCUGAUGAGGGAGUACCCUCCCUCUCCAGCAGCGUCACUCUCACCUUACAGAUCUCUGAUGUGAAUGACAACGCACCUGUCUUUGAGAGGAGCUCAUAUGAGGCCUACAUAGUAGAAAACAACACACCUGGUCUCUCUAUAUUCACAGUGAAAGCUACAGACGCUGACUGGAACCAGAAUGCCCGUGUUUCUUACAUUCUGGAGGACUCCUCUGUUAACGGAGUGCCAGUCUCCUCAUAUGUGUCCGUUAGUGCUGAUAGUGGAGUCAUCCAUGCAGUGCGCUCUUUUGACUACGAGCAGAUCAAAGAUUUCCAGUUCCGCGUCAAAGCGCAGGAUGGAGGAUCUCCUCCACUCAGCAGCAAUGUGACUGUGAAAAUACUGAUCCAGGACCAGAACGAUAACCCUCCUCAGGUUCUGUACCCAGUCCAGACUGGUGGCUCUGUGGUGGCUGAAAUGGUUCCUCGUUCAGCAGAUGUGGGUUAUCUGGUCACUAAAGUGGUGGCUGUUGAUGUGGACUCUGGACAGAAUGCCUGGCUCUCCUAUAAACUACAGAAAUCCACAGACAGGGCGCUGUUUGAAGUAGGAUUACAGAAUGGAGAAAUAAGAACUAUCCGCCAAGUGACUGAUAAAGAUGCUGUCAAACAAAGACUGACUGUUAUCGUGGAGGACAACGGACAGCCCUCUCGUUCAGCUACAGUCAUUGUUAACGUGGCGGUGGCGGACAGCUUCCCUGAAGUGCUGUCGGAGUUCACUGACUUCACACACGACAAGGAGUACAAUGACAACCUGACUUUUUACUUAGUGUUGGCUCUGGCUGUAGUUUCCUUCCUCUUCAUCACGUGUUUAGUUGUUAUUAUAUCAGUGAAAAUCUACAGAUGGAGACAGUCUCGCAUCCUGUACCACUCCAACCUCCCUGUGAUUCCAUAUUAUCCUCCACGUUACUCAGACACUAUGGGAACAGGAACUCUUCCACACGUGUACAAUUACGAGGUGUGCAGGACUACUGACUCCAGAAAGAGUGACUGUAAGUUCGGCAGAGCUGGUAGUCAGAACGUGCUGAUAAUGGACCCCAGUUCUACAGGAACGAUGCAGAGGAUACAGAAUGAGAAGAGCAUCCUGGACGAACCAGACUCUCCUCUAGAGGUUAGAAUAUAUUUUUCUUCUAUUUAUUACCACCUUUAA